AUGACAAAUGUGCAAAUGCGCACAAAUGCGAUCACCACCAAUGGUCAUUCCACCACCACAGCCCCCACGCAUUCUGAGGAACCGAGCUACUAUGGCAGAUUGAUAGUCUGUCGAAGACGCGCUGGUCUUGGUCACGAUGAAUACGUUCGCCAUUACCGGGAGGUUCACUAUCCUUUAGCAAUUCAGAUGCCAAAUUUGCUGCAUUACGUACAAUUGCCGAUAGAAGCCGCAGAAGAUCCAUCACCUGCUUGGGAUAGCGUCUCUUUGUACGUCUUCCCUACUGCGGAACACUACUACCAGGCCAUGCAGACCGAAUUUGCUUCAAAUCUCGAGGAAGAUUCCGCCUACCUGAUGGAUCAAGUCCAGAUGCAGACAUUCAUAGUAACUGUGACAGGCAAAUAUGUGGCAAGCUUAGGAGGAAAAAGAUGGUCUGCUUCCUCACAAGUAUCCUAA
Molecule: messenger RNA, 453 nt
Organism: Kwoniella mangroviensis CBS 8507
Lineage: Eukaryota; Fungi; Basidiomycota; Tremellomycetes; Tremellales; Cryptococcaceae
Exons: 4
Coding region: 1-453 (150 amino acids)
Molecular function (GO): oxidoreductase activity
Source: RefSeq, a predicted model, not a curated record